UGAGACCAAUUGGAAAUAUCGAUAUUAUAGAUGUAACCGCUAUCGAUAGUGUCAUCGAUCUUAGGCUUAUGUCAAUGAUCGCGGUAAAGCAGAUCAAAGUCUUGCAUUAGCUAAGCUGGUUAACAAUCACUUCAUUCCACACUGUGAUAAGCAGUUCAACAACAUGUUAAGCAGCAACAACGUGUCGACGCCGCAGCAACAACAGCAGCAGCAUGUGCGCAUUGAGGGUCAUGAUCAACAGGUGGUGGCUACGUCGUCGGCUGCAACGCUGUCCAUUGCUGAAAGUAAGGAAUUAACCGGUUUAACGCAUGAAUGCGGAGUCUUUGGUGCGAUCGCCUGUGGCGACUGGCCCACCCAGAUAGAUAUUGCUCACGUAAUAUGUUUGGGCUUAGUAGCUCUGCAGCAUCGUGGACAGGAGUCGGCUGGCAUAGCAACAAGCGAGGGAAAAUGCUCCAAGAACUUCAAUGUUCACAAGGGCAUGGGCAUGAUCAGCACCCUGUUUAACGACGACUCGAUGAAGAAGCUGCGAGGCAACUUGGGCAUUGGCCAUACACGCUACUCCACUGCUGGUGCAUCGGAAGUGGUCAACUGUCAGCCAUUUGUCGUGCAUACGGCACAUGGCGCCAUGGCGCUGGCCCACAACGGCGAGCUGGUCAACAAUGAAUCUCUGCGCCGCGAAGUGUUGGGUCGUGGUGUCGGCUUGUCCACACACAGUGAUAGUGAAUUGAUAGCUCAAUCUCUAUGCUGCGCGCCGGAGGGCGUGUCUGAGCAUGACGGACCCAACUGGCCGGCACGCAUCAGGCACUUUAUGAUGUUUGCCCCAUUGUCCUAUUCGCUGGUCAUUAUGCUGAAGGACAAGAUCUAUGCCGUACGAGAUACGUAUGGAAAUCGGCCGCUAUGCAUUGGCAAAAUUGUACCCAUUAACUCUGGCCAUGCGGGCAACAGCACUGAAACUCCAGCUGAUGGUUGGGUGGUGUCAAGCGAGAGCUGCGGCUUCUUGUCUAUUGGCGCCCGCUAUGAGCGUGAAGUGGAGCCCGGCGAAAUUGUGGAGCUGACGCGCAAGGGCUAUCGGACCGUGGACAUUGUGGAGCGUCCAGAUUUUAAGCGAAUGGCCUUUUGCAUCUUCGAGUACGUCUACUUCGCCCGAAGCGACAGCAUCUUUGAGGGACAAAUGGUGUACUCGGUCCGCUUGGAGUGCGGACGUCAGCUCUGGCGCGAGGCACCAGUUGAUGCUGAUAUUGUGAGCUCAGUGCCAGAGUCAGGGACUGCGGCAGCUCAUGGUUAUGCCCGGGAGUCUAAUCUGGAGUUUGCUGAGGUUCUGUGUCGAAACCGCUAUGUGGGACGCACGUUCAUUCAACCCUCGACUCGCUUGCGGCAGCUGGGCGUUGCCAAGAAAUUUGGAGCACUGUCUGAGAAUGUAGCCGGCAAGCGACUGGUACUAAUAGACGACUCAAUUGUGCGCGGCAAUACAAUCGGCCCCAUUAUCAAGCUGCUGCGUGACGCUGGGGCUUUGGAGGUGCACAUUCGCAUAGCCAGCCCCCCGCUCCAAUAUCCCUGCUACAUGGGCAUCAACAUACCCACGCGCGAAGAGCUUAUCGCCAACAAGUUAAACGCCAAGCAACUGGCCCGUCAUGUGGGCGCCGACAGUCUGGCCUACCUGAGUGUAGCUGGCUUGGUCCAGACAGUUCAGCGCAAGCAUGUGGCAUCUGGCAAGCCAACAGGUCAUUGCACUGCCUGCCUAACUGGCGAAUAUCCUGGCGGAUUGCCUGACGAGCUGAGCUGGUGAACAUUCCCAGUAUAAAAAAAUGAAAACUUUGCAGUAUAAAGCCAACGAGCGCUCAAUAUUACUGUCACAAAAUAUGUAGUUGCAUUUAACGCCUCACUUGUGAAGCACGUAUCCAUUUCAAUUUUCUCCAUUUUCUAUAUAGUAAUUAUUAAGCUCAAAUUAUACAUUUUAUACUAAAUUAGACAUACGUAUGUAGUAGCUUUUCAGUGAAAAGCACUUUUUCCCUACAAAUAUGACAAUUAUUGUACAAAAGGAAUAGCCACCAAUAUUGCCACCGAAUGGCCAAUUAUUAUACAUUGUUACCAUUUAUUGUUUAGCUUCAUAAAUUAUGAAUGCCAAUAAUAAAAGACAUUUAGCACAAG
Drosophila arizonae is the source of this 2148-nucleotide messenger RNA. RefSeq names its product Phosphoribosylamidotransferase (gene Prat). Gene Ontology annotation, molecular function: amidophosphoribosyltransferase activity. NCBI's taxonomy places the organism in Eukaryota, Metazoa, Arthropoda, Insecta, Diptera, Drosophilidae. The record is from RefSeq and is a predicted model, not a curated record. Gene Ontology annotation, biological process: purine nucleobase biosynthetic process.